AUGGCGAUGCUGGCACGCGACCGCAGCCUUUCGCCGCCGGUGGCGAAGCAGUUCCUAAUCUACCCCAUGUUGGACGACAGCAAGGUGAAGCAACAGCCCGCCUUGGAGGCAGUCGCGAUGUGGUCGAUAGAGAGAAACAUCACGGCGUGGUCAGCUUAUCUGAGGGCGGACUUUGGCACCGAUCGCGUGUCACCGUGUGCAGCGCCCAUCAGGGCGACCAGCGUCGAGGGCCUGCCCCCGACAUACAUGGAUACGGGGACAUUGGACCUCUACCGCGAUGAGAUUUUGCGACACACGUCACGAAUUGCGGCGGCGCAUAUUGAGACCGAGCUCCAUGUCUUACUGGGACUGCCUCACGUGUACGACUUGUUUGCGCCUUUCUGCGGGCCCUCCAAGCGGGCUAUGGAGGGCCGGAUGCGGCAAAUUCGGAAACUGUAG
Messenger RNA from Penicillium argentinense, 438 nucleotides. RefSeq lists its product as uncharacterized. Gene Ontology annotation, molecular function: hydrolase activity. Bases 1 to 438 code for a protein of 145 amino acids. The transcript has a single exon. The record is from RefSeq and is a predicted model, not a curated record. NCBI's taxonomy places the organism in Eukaryota, Fungi, Ascomycota, Eurotiomycetes, Eurotiales, Aspergillaceae.